This is a messenger RNA of Rhopalosiphum padi (bird cherry-oat aphid), 1530 nucleotides long. RefSeq names its product YEATS domain-containing protein 2-like. Gene Ontology annotation, molecular function: histone binding. Gene Ontology annotation, cellular component: NuA4 histone acetyltransferase complex. Gene Ontology annotation, biological process: chromatin remodeling; regulation of transcription by RNA polymerase II. Lineage: Eukaryota; Metazoa; Arthropoda; Insecta; Hemiptera; Aphididae. The record is from RefSeq and is a predicted model, not a curated record. The transcript has 4 exons. Bases 597 to 1391 code for a protein of 264 amino acids.
UUGGAUUUUAGAAUUGUAAUAGGUAAACAGUAAGAAAUGUUAGUCCUGAAAUAAAAUAAAGUUUACCACAAAAUACAAAUUACAAUAAUUCUAUAUUUUCUCGGUGCCAUAUCAUAACUUAAUAUUAGGAUUUUUUAUAAUAUAUUAAUAUUAUCACGUUAUACUUACAAUUGUUGUAAUUUAGUUUUUUAUUUAUUGUGGAAUUUAUAAAAGAUGAUACCUACCUAAUUGAUGAAAUGUUAAAUGCAAAUUCAUAUUUAUUAUGAUUCCAUCUUUGACUCGUAAUAAUACAUUACAGGUGUCUAGAAUAUGAUACAAUGCGAGUGAAUAUGACCUUCUUCUGUUGUUACUACUUCCAAUAAUUAGGAGGGGUUUUGGGUCAACUUAAGAAAUUCAAAUGGGAACCAAUACUUUUUUUCCAAUCCUAAAUUAAAGACAUUUUUUUCGGAGUAUUUCGAUACAUAAAAGUCGAAUUUCGGACGAAUGGUUUAUGAGUUACAUAGGCGCAAUUUGAGUUUUAAAUUUGGAGGCUUUUACAGAGUGGAGUGUUAUAGACAUAUCCCACAAUAUGGGAAUUAAUAUUUAUUACAUUUAAAAUGAAUUCAACUGAAAAAAUUCUGAAAAACUUGAGUGCAGAUAAAAUGUCGCAAGUUGUUGCAGGUGUGCAAGCAGAUUUGGAUAAUGAAAUAAUUAAAACAAAACAAACUCUAGAUCAAAUUGAUCAAAAUAUUUUUACUUGUAUCAACAAUUUAAAAAAACUUAGAAGAAGUAUUAUUAUAUCACAUUAUGCAAAAAUGAAAAAUAAUACUGAUGGUCAUAAAAACAGUCAAAGAGAUGCCCUUCUGAAAAACUUGGAUUGUGAAGACGAAGCUAAAGAUUUGAGUGUAUUUAUGACAAAUCUGAAUAGUUUAUCGACACAAACAAAAACUGAACCCAUGAGCAACAUUGAAGAAUUAAGCAAAACCAUCUUACAAAAUACUUUACCUCCCGCAAACUUUAUUCCUAAGACUGGGUUGAUAGAUUUAACAUUUGUUAUUGGAAAUAUUGUUAAAAUAAGUGAUUCUGAAAAUGAAAUGAAAUACAAAUGGACUGUUUAUGUUCGCAAUGCAGAAGAAGGAGUUGACAAUUUGAUUUACAUUGACAAAGUAACAUAUUUCUUACAUGAAUCCUAUGAACCUAACCAUAUUGUAGAUGUAAUUAAAAAACCAUUUUCAUUAACAAGACAUGGUUGGGGAGAAUUUGUAAUUCGCUUACGUUUGCACUUCAAAGGGAACAUGAAUGUUAAAACCGAUGUAUACCAUAAACUGUGCCUGAAUAAAGACAUAACAGUUGGUAUCCCAAUGGUUGCUAAAGAGCAAACUGUUAAGUACAAAUUAUUACUGCACAAAUAGUAGUAUUUUUUUAAUGUAGAUUUAGACUUUGUAAAUUGUGUACAUAGAAGUAUAAUAACUAUAAUGUAUAAAACUAUAAAAUUAUUUUACUUUUAAUUGUAAUUGUAUAAAUAAAUAAGAAAAUCUUAUUAAAAACAAA